This is a messenger RNA of Penicillium soppii, 1011 nucleotides long. RefSeq lists its product as uncharacterized. NCBI's taxonomy places the organism in Eukaryota, Fungi, Ascomycota, Eurotiomycetes, Eurotiales, Aspergillaceae. The record is from RefSeq and is a predicted model, not a curated record. The coding region runs from base 1 to 1011 and encodes 336 amino acids. The transcript is spliced from 2 exons.
AUGUUUUCACAUAUUUCCCUAGCUCUGACGGCAGCUUUGCUGCUAUCUACAGCAUUUGCUUCCAAAUCUGCUGAUGUGAAUGUUCUUUACAACUUCGGAAAUAGUACUUGGGCCGAGAACCUUGCAGUGCGCGCCAAUGGUCAGAUUCUUGUUUCGCGGCUCGACAAACCUGAGAUCCUUCAAGUCGAUCCAACGGGCGCCAAUUCACCCAUUACUGUUGCAUCCUGGGACUCGCCAACCAUGUCUGGUUGUCUAGGAAUAUCUGAGACGACGCCAGACAUGUUUUACGUGAUUACUGAUGGCGUGUACAAUGCCGAUUCUGUCCUCACGUCGGGAGUCAACAGCAUUUGGGAGAUUGACAUGAGUACAUUUGCCGUAUCUAAGAAAACGGGUGCAGUUGUAUCAAACGCAACUGUGUCCAAGCUAGUCGACAUAACAACCUCGGGGCUUCUCAAUGGCCUUACCACUCUCACUGAUCACACUAUUUUGGCUGCGGAUUCGCACAACGGCUGGGUAUAUCAUAUCAACACCCACAGUGGAGAUUAUAAGGUUGCUAUAAACGAUGAGAAGAUGAAGUUCGACUACUUCCCAAAUCCAACCCUCAACAUCGGCGUGAAUGGCAUCAAAGUUUACGACGGACACCUCUACUGGACGAACACGGCCGCUGGAACUUUGAACCGCAUCGGCAUCACAGGAAAAGGCACUCCUGUUGGAAAAUCGGAAAUUCUCGCCAAUAACGUACCGAAGGCCGACGAUUUUGUAAUCCGGAGUGACGGUACCGCCUUCAUUGCCCAAAACCAGGUGCAGGGGAAUGAGCUAAGUGUUCUGUACCCCAAGUCUCACGUCGCCCAUGUUAUUGCAGGCAGUAACACGUCAACAAUCGUGACGGGCGUUUCUGCGGGCAAAUUUGGCCGGUUGCAAAAUGACAAGCAUAUUCUCUAUCUUACCACAGGUAGUAGCUCAGUGACUAUGCCCGGAACGGUUUCAUGGGUCGAUACUACCAAAAUUUGA